AUGAGACUGGUAAGCUGGAACUGCCGUGGGCUUGGGAACCCAUGGGCAGUUAGAGCUCUCAACAAGCUCUUGAGACAAAAAGAUCCCAAACUGGUUUUCUUAAUGAAAACAAGGAAGAAAACAGAUGAGAUUAGUAGAUUGAGAAGAAGAGGAGGACUAGACAACAUUAUUGGCGUAGAUUGCAGAGGUGAAGGGAGAAGUAGAGCUGGAGGCUUGGCGGUCUUGUGGGGAAACGAUCUUAUAGUGGAAAUUUCUUCAAUGUCAGAAAAUCACAUUGAUAUGGUGAUUAGUAAAGAAGGGGACAGCAACUCAUGGAGGGCCACAUGCUUUUAUGGAUAUCCGGAAGGGGCAAACAAAAAUAAGUCUUGGGAGAUUCUUAAAUCACUCAGACAAUCAAGGAAUAGGCCAUGGUUGGUUUUUGGAGAUUUCAAUCAAGUUUUGGAGAAGAAGGACAAACAAGGAGGGCUGCCGGUGACUUUCUCACAAAUAAGAGGAUUUAAAGAGGCGCUUCAAACCAGUGAAUUAUUGGAUCUAGGCUUUGUAGGCCAUGCCUUCACAUGGUCCAACAACCAAGGAGGGGAGCAAAAUGUUCAAGAGAGAUUGGAUAGAGCCGUGGCAAACAUAAGCUGGAAAGAAGCGUUCCCUAGAGCUGUGGUACAACACCUUCAAAGGUAUAGAUCAGAUCACAGUCCGAUCUUCAUAGACAUGAUGGGAGAAACAGAAAGAAAGAACAACAGAUCACACAGGUUCAAAUUUGAGGAGGUUUGGCUGGAAAAAGAGGAGUGUGAGGAGAUAGUUAAGAAGACAUGGAUACCGGGCAAUAUGGGGAUUACAAGGAAACUCCAAAAUUGUAGCAGCAUUCUGAAAGAGUGGGGACAAGUGCAUUUCAGACAGAUUCCUAAGGCAAUAAAAGAAAAACAAAAAAAAACUUGA
This is a messenger RNA of Arachis stenosperma, 933 nucleotides long. RefSeq lists its product as uncharacterized. Lineage: Eukaryota; Viridiplantae; Streptophyta; Magnoliopsida; Fabales; Fabaceae. The record is from RefSeq and is a predicted model, not a curated record. The transcript has a single exon. The coding region runs from base 1 to 933 and encodes 310 amino acids. Gene Ontology annotation, molecular function: catalytic activity.